CCCAAUCAGAGCUCCGAAUGCAAACCUGCUGCCAGGAGAGAAUCCUGGACACUUGGGCGAGGGGGCCGUUAGGAGUUGUAGUUUUCUGCCUAAAGCAGCCCUCGCCAACGCCUGGGCAGGGGAGGACCAGAGACUACAAGUCCCAGGGGGCGCUCGCAGGGCGUUCGCUAGGCGGCCGGUACGAAAGAGGAACCCGCCUGUUGUGUGAAUUCUCUCUCUAGGAAGCUCAGACUACUAUUGUUCCAGAACAGGAGAUGCCCAGCUUGCCUGCUAUUUCAGUGCUUCAGGGGCCUCUGCUAAGUAAAAAGUCUUCAUAGAGAUCUCCUUGUCAGCUCACCAGCAUGGCACUGCAGUGUCUCAUGCUUCUAGCUGGCCUUCUGAUGGGUGGCAUGAGCAAGUCCACAGAAAACAAGGCCCAGCAACCUGAGUGUUGUAUGGAUGUGGUAGACUUCAAUGCUACCUGUCUAGGUACAGGUCUAUGUGGCCCAGGUUGCUACAGGCACUGGAAUGCAGAUGGGAGUGCUAGCUGUGUCCGGUGCUGGAAUGGGACCCUCCCGACAUAUAAUGGCUCUGAGUGCAGAAUUCUCACUGGCCGGGGCAUGCAGUUUCCCAUGAACAGAAGCACAGGGACACCUGGACAGCCACAUUUUGGGGGUCCUCACGUGGCAGCUUCCCUCUUCCUGGGGACACUCUUCAUCAGCACAGGCCUCAUCCUCUCUGUGGCUGGGUUCUUCUACCUCAAGCGCUCCAGUAAGCUUCCUGAAGUUUUCUACAGGAGAGACAGAGCCCCUGUCCUGCAGCCUGGUGAAACAGCUGCAAUGGUCCCCCUGCCACAGUCUUCAGUGAGGAAGCCAAGAUACAUCAGGCGUGAGCAGCACCCAGACAAGAAUAGGGAUCCUUCUGCCUUCUCCACAGUGGAGGCCCACAUCAGCAACGUCUGACCUAGAGGUCAACUGAGACUUCACAGUACAGCAGUGGAGACCCAAGGCUCCCCUCCAGUGAGUUUACUACACAGAGGGCCUGGGCCUUAAGAUAUGCCAGAAUUGACUCCCAAUGACAGACACGUACAAAUGCUAGGGGGAUGCUAACCUCCAUGCCAUGAAAUCUUCACUGUGUGGUUUAACAGGAGUAACCAUCUGUGACUGAGGACUCAAGAGCAAGUCAUGUGGGUUCUGUGCCUCAUAGAAGUAACAGCAUCUGUAACAGCUAUAACACAGGCCUAAUCCAAAUGAUCAAAACUUCUGGAGCCCACCCACUGGAGCCCAUAGUAGACAGGACUCUCCAUCACCACUGAGCUAAGAAGAGUGAAACCAAGGUUCCAACAGUGGAGAAAACACAACCUGGAAACUGGUACCAGAGAUAGGUUGCUCUAGUGUCAGCCUGCUAAUUUAGCUGCUGACCUCAAGGAACAUAUUUCUCAAAGUUGUAGAAUUGAGUGUCCUGGGUUUUCUGAUUCCAGAAGCCAGCAGAAUCUUGUCUCCCAGGGACAGACUUCCAUCCAGCUACCUUUCAGGCUGGGAAACUCAAAAUGUUUACCCAUGGGGCCACCUCCUCUGAACACUUCAGGUCUCUUGUCCCAUUGGGCUUGUGAGGUCAUGCUGGUCAGCAGGCCUGUCUUUGCUCUUCCAAGACUCCAGAAACUAUGUCUGUGAGCUGCUAGUAUGACUGGUGGCAUUGGCCAUGCGCUCCUGUAGAAGAAGGUGCCACCUAAUUACCAGUGCCACUCUCCGUGUAUGAUCUAAAGGUGUCUAGCAUCUUCUUUGACAUCAGGCACAUAUCUGAUGUUACAGUGUUAUGAACUUGCUUUCCCAGACUUGAACCAGUGACUCUGGUAGCAGCAGCAAUUCAAAGUUGGACUAGUUAAAUUAGACUAGAUUUUCUCCCCUCUAGCUUUAUUGUCAUCUAUUCAGUGUGUGGGGCCUAACUACUCCAUUGCCAUGUUCAGGGGACAAGGAGUCAGGGAGGGGAAGAGGAAUCCCUCAGCAAUAUUUAGAACCUACUGUUGUCUGGUGGAACUGGCAAUACACACAACCCAUCCCCUCAUGUUUCCUUGACCAGAACCUGUUCCACGUGUAACCCCUCCCAUUUCAGGAUACUGUCUUGCUUGAAGAGAUGACCCAGCUCCUUAGAACUUGAGGUAGAAAGUGCCAAUCAAGCAUGGCAUGGUUCUUCAGAUAAGACUACACGAAUCACUAGGCUUUGAGGAAGCCACUAACAGUUUAUGGAUCUAACUCACCCUUGGAGAAAGCAGAACCCUCUACCUGGCUAUGUGUAGAUGUAUAGAUCUUUGUCUGCUGACUAGAGGUAGAACUGGGUAAAGAGUGCCAAAUGAGAGCAUAGGGAUUCUAGAAGUCCUGCCAGAUAGUUUAAAUAAGAAUGCCUUCCUAGUGCCCCCUAGCCUUACAUACUUGAAUGCUUAGUCAUCAGGGAAUGGCACUACUUGAGGGAUUUGGAGGUGUGACUUUAUUGGAGGAAGUAUCUCUCUGGGGGUGGGCAUUGGGGUCUCAAAAGCUCAAGCCAGGCCCAGUGGCUUUUUUUUCCUGCCACCUGUGGAUUUGGAUGUAGAACUCUUAGCUCCUCCUCCAGCACCAUGUCUGCCUAUGUGCUACCAUGCUUCCUGCCAUUCUGAUAAUGGACUAGACCUCUGAAACAGUAAACAAGCCCCAAUUAAAUAAUUUCUUUUAUAACA
Molecule: messenger RNA, 2689 nt
Organism: Apodemus sylvaticus (European woodmouse)
Lineage: Eukaryota; Metazoa; Chordata; Mammalia; Rodentia; Muridae
Gene: C3H1orf159
Product: chromosome 3 C1orf159 homolog
Exons: 10
Coding region: 342-941 (199 amino acids)
Source: RefSeq, a predicted model, not a curated record